Messenger RNA from Saccostrea echinata, 4710 nucleotides. RefSeq names its product chondroitin sulfate synthase 2-like. Gene Ontology annotation, cellular component: Golgi cisterna membrane. Gene Ontology annotation, molecular function: glucuronosyl-N-acetylgalactosaminyl-proteoglycan 4-beta-N-acetylgalactosaminyltransferase activity. The transcript has 6 exons. Lineage: Eukaryota; Metazoa; Mollusca; Bivalvia; Ostreida; Ostreidae. The record is from RefSeq and is a predicted model, not a curated record. The coding region runs from base 62 to 2428 and encodes 788 amino acids.
AUGAUUUGAUGUAGCCCCAAAGCGAAUCCUUUACGCUUUAGCUUGGAGUUAAAGGUCUUUCAUGUCUUUGAAGGAUAAGAUGAUACACACCGGAAUUCGUUCUUGUUUACCUGUGUUGAUUGGAGUAUGUUUGGGAUUCACACUGAAUGUGAUGAUAGCUCCCCUCCUUGACGAAACCUGUGACCCUUCGAACAUAAAUAGAAAACAGCUUAUCAAACUGAGGGAGACAAAGUCACUUUAUGAAUCUGAGAAACCCAGUGAAACUGUACAACCAAGAAUUAAACCAAAGAAAUAUGACAUACCCCCACCCCUGAAGCUGGAGAAUGACCCACAUAAAAAGCCAGUACGGCCUAGAUUCGUGGCCACGGAGCUGGGAAUUCGAGAGAAACUGUUUGUAGCAGUAUUAACAAGUCAAGAUACAGUAAACUCAUUUGCUUUGGCUGUAAAUAAAACCACAGCACAUUAUGUAACUAAACAAGUAUAUUUCAGCACUUCUAAGUCGGGGAAUGUGCCAGCAGGAAUGCCUCUUGUCAGUUUCACAGAUAAGGAUAACAAACAUCUACCACUACAUGUGUUAAAGUAUAUUUCAGAGCAUUAUUCUCGUAACUAUGACUAUUACAUGUUUAUAACUGACAGAACCUACAUAAGAGCUGAGAAAAUUUUUGAGCUUGUCAGUCACAUAAGUGUGAGUGAGGACAUUUUCAUGGGUGCUGCUGAUAUUCAUGGUGAUGGUGGUGCCACUAUGUGCUCUCUGGAAGGAGGAAUCAUUAUAUCUCAAUCAAUCCUACAGAAGAUCCUUGCCAAUUUAGACUGGUGUCUUGUCAGCUCCCCAGAUUCCAUUCCAACUCAUGUGUUUGAUCAUUGCGUUCAACAUUCCACAAAGUUGUCCUGUACUCAACAUGGAGGGGAUAAAGAAUAUAGAUUUUAUAAAGUGGAUGACUUUGAUUAUGAUGAUGACAUCACAACAUUGCGAGAGGACUGGCGCUUCAAUUCAUCUUUCUCCAUUUAUCCCAUGCCAGAUGAUCUGUCCCACUUUAAAGUGCACAGGUAUUUCUGCCAGUUGGAGUUGAAUUUGACAAGACUAGAGAUUAAUAAAGCCAAAGAAAACAUAAUUCAUCUGAGUCAUUACACCGUAGAUGGAGUCAAUUCGCUGACAUGGCCUAUAGGUACACCAGAGGCUACUAGACCAAAGAAAAGAUUUGAUGUUUUAAGAUGGAACUACUUUACAGAAUCUCACAUCUACUUUGAGGAUGAUUUCACAAACUUGAGUCCUCUCAGUGGAGUUGAUAAACAAGACAUUCAAGAAAUCUUAAAAACAGCUUUUAAGAGAGCCAACAAACUUUACCACAACAAGUUCAGCAAAUUUCAACUUCUCAAUGGCUAUCGGCGAUUUGAACCAUCACGUGGCAUGGAGUACAAACUAGACCUGAAGCUGAGAGAUAAAAACACAAACAGUGAUGUGCUGAAGAGGUUUCAUCUGCUGCGACCUCUCAAUAAACCAGAACUGGUUCCCAUGCCCUAUGUAACGGAGACUUCACAAGUUUUCAUUAUUCUCCCACUGUUUGAACAAGACAUUGAAGAGGGAUUUAAAUUUUUAAGUGAAUUUCAAAGAAAUCUCAUAGAAACCAAAGAUAAUUCUGUAUUAUGCAUUUAUCUGUUGUACAAGAAGGAAAAAUUCUCUUCAGAUCCAUUUGUUCGUGUUAAAUCUACCAUCACUUCCAUAACCUCCCUACCCAAUGCCAACAACAAGAUCAUGUCUAAAAGUGUCGAAAUGAAUUACUCCACAAUAAAAGAGAUCGAAGUCUAUGAUGUGAUAAUUUCAGACUUCAGUGCGAGCACACUGGUUACCAUAGCAACCCCAGCUAUGGAACUGGACCUGGAUUAUAUAAACAGAAUAAGAAUGAACGCCAUUGCUGGAGUACAGAUAUUCUCCCCUAUUUCUUAUUGGCAGUACAAACCAAAUCUGGCUUACGACCAGAAACCCUAUCCUGACUUGGUGGAACUGAACCAAAAGUAUGGACAUUUUGACCCUCUGUCCUUUGUCCACACUUCUUUUUAUGUGUCUGAUUUUCAGAAAGCUAGGCGUUCAUUGACUGCGGUUGAAGUGAAAAACUUCUCUUUGAUCAAUAUGUUUCUGAAAUAUCAGAAGCUGCACAUUUUCCGAGCUGCCGAGCCAUCCCUAAAACUUCGCUGGCAGAAUAUAACCUGUAGUGAAGGAAUCAGCCUUCAAAGAAACCACUGCCAAGAAAGACAACAUCAGCAUUUGGCCACAAGAGCACAACUGGCCAAGCUGUUGUUUGAGUAUAAUGAGGAAAAGGAUGAAGAGGAUGAAGCCGAAGAAGAAAUUGGAGAGGAGGAAAUUGUUGAAGUCCCAUUUGAUAAACCGUUUCUUGUGAAUCAUUUGAAUGAUGGAAAGUUGUCCAAUUGAUAAAAGUUAGUCUUCGCUUAGUAUUAGAUUAAAUCAGGUCAAUUUUGAUUUAAUACUCAACUUUGCUUUUCUUAGAGCUGGUAAUAUUCAUAUAGUUUGUGUUUUUAUACUGAGCUAGGAAUUGGGCCACACAUUUCUUUCCUUCUAUCCAUGGUAAAUUAUCCAAGAAUAAAACUUUUGGGAUCAAAUAUACAGAUAUAAGCUUUUUGGUUUUUUUUCAUCAACAAUUUUUGAAAAGAGAAUUUUAGGAUUCUGCAGUCUGAUAUGAGUGAAAGGAGAAGGGGGGCUGAUUUUAAUCAGACUGAGGAUUCUGAAUAGGAGUUUAAGAAAAGGAAUACUUUUUAGAACAAGAAUAUGUAUUAGAAACUGUCUACUGUUGCUAUUACAUUUAUAAACAAAAAAAAAAAAAAAAAAACUUCUCAAGGCACUUAAGUGACCUAUGGCUUUAGGUUCCUGACCUUUGUCAUAUGUGUCAUUCAUUACCUUUUUUUCAUUACUGAAAUACUAACUGUUAGAACAAAUUUAAAAAAUAAACAUAGUGUAAAGCAUUUAUAGAUAAAAGGGAACAAAUAUUAUGAAUUUCAUGAUUGGGGUCCCCAUGGGGCAUCAGUUAUGGAUGGGUCCAAAAGCAUCAAAAUUCAUGCUAUCUUCAAAAAAAUCUUCUAUUAUCAUGAUUAUCCUGAUCAUUCAGGGUGUAAUCUGUUUGCAUGAUGGAGCUAGCCCUCAAUCAAAUAAAAUUCAUGACCCCUUGGUCCAAACCUCAGGCCCAAGGAUGGGGAAAAUUUUGGAGAUGUAUUUAAAAUAAUUACAUUUUAUAAUAAACUUCUUUGUAUUGGCCUCUGUAAAAUGUAGUAUUAGCAAAAUAUGUAUAAUGGUAUUAAGAUAUUGAUCUUUUUUCAAAAUUGCUUGUCCAAGGCUCAGAUUCUAUGGUGGGGCUAAGUUUAUUAUAUUUUCUUUACUUCUGAGGUUAUAAGAGAAAAGCUUCAUAAAUCUGAUAAUGAACAAAGAAUUCUCACCAAGUUGUAAAAUUCAUUACACAUACAUUGUAAAUCCAGUUUAAUUCGGUUCCAAGUUGGGCUGACUUUGUCAGGGGUUGAGUAACAUUAUGUUCAGGUGACCACAAAAUCCAUUGAACCUCUUGCUUACCUGAGUGAAAAUACAGUAUUGACAGAAUUCAUCAUUUAUCAUCUUCUUAUUGUUCUUCUUUUCUCAGUUUAUGCCAUUUUUUUUUCUGCAUUUUUACUUCAAAAUUUUUGGUCUAUUUUGCUUCUAAUAUAAUUUUGUUGUACACUCAUUAUUGAGUUUAAUUUAAUGAUUUGAUAUACUGUAUAUCACCUUUUUUUUCAUGAGAAGUUUGUUUCACAUAAUUACAUGUAUGCGAGACAGUGUGCUCGCGAAAAUCUCAUUAGUAUUCCGUAAGAUUAUAUAGAGCAAUAACCAAAAACGUGACUACAUGACUAUCUCGCGAAAUAAGGUCUCACGAAAAUUUACAGUAUAUACAUGCAAACCUAAGCAGUAUUAAGUAAAUUUAUUAAUUUAGUAUGUCAUUACUGAUGAAAAACAUUCAUUUUUGAUCUUCAUAUUUAAGUUCCCCUAAAAAUCUGUUAACUUGUUAUGAUUGUGAUUUUCUUUUCUCAUAUUUUCCUGAAAUAUUGUGCAUUGACAUCAAUGUUAAGAAAGAGGUUUUAAAAUAAUAAAUUAGCAAGAGUGAAAAUAAGAUCUGGUCAUGAUUUUAUUGUAAGUCAGAUGUUCAUCUACAGGUGUAAUUAUUUUUAUCUCCUGUAAAGUUACUUUUUUUUUACUUUUAUUUCUUGAACUUGUUAAUGUCUUCCAGUAUAAAGAUUGUGCCAAAUGGAAAUACAUACAUAAUACAAAUGCGUAUUUGUCUUAACUUACAAGAUGUGUUCAAACAACUAUUUUUAUUUUGUUCCAAAUUUGUGAUACUGUGUUUUAAGUGUUAAAUAGAACUAUUCAUUGACAUGAUUUUUUUUUAGUAUUUUAUUGUAUAUAUUUUAUACAAUUACAUGAUGAUGUUGUCAAUACAUGAGUAAAUUUUUCAUUGACCAAAGAUAACAGUAUUGAUUUUCAUCAGUAUUUGAAGAAUGAGAGCAAACGUAAUAGAACAUCUUAUUAAAUAUAUGGUCAUGAAAAUAUGCUUUUCCUGAGGAGAAAUGUUAAAUAAAAAUGUUUAAGGGAUUUCAAAAUCUUUUGCAGAUGUACAUGUUCAUGAUGUACAGAUUGAAAUGGAGAAUAUAAGCUUUGUAAUAAAUAGUUGCAAGUUA